Messenger RNA from Colletotrichum godetiae, 1023 nucleotides. RefSeq names its product xylose isomerase-like protein. Lineage: Eukaryota; Fungi; Ascomycota; Sordariomycetes; Glomerellales; Glomerellaceae. The coding region runs from base 1 to 1023 and encodes 340 amino acids. The transcript has a single exon. The record is from RefSeq and is a predicted model, not a curated record.
AUGACCGUCUUCCGACCCGCUGUACUCUCUGCGUCUCUCGGUCGCGCCUGGGUUCAUGACUUUGACAAGAAAGCCGCCGAGGCAGCAAAGUGCGGCUUCGAAGGCAUCGAGAUCUUCUACGAGGAUCUUGAAUACGUCGCCAAGAAGCUCCACAAUGUCGAUCAGCCUGCAACGGAGCACCUCCUUGCCGCCGCAUCCCAUGUCCACGAUGUUCUUGGAGAUCUGAAGAUAACAAUCAUUGGGCUGCAGCCGUUCCUAUUCUACGAGGGUCUUUUGGACAGAGAUCAACAUGCCCGCCUCAUCGAGAAGAUCAAGCUCUGGUUCAAGAUGGCAAAGACCUUGGGGACGAACACCAUCCAGAUCCCCGCCAACUUCCUUCCCGCCGACCAGCUCACUGGCGACAUGGACGUCAUCGUUGCUGAUUUAGUCGAACUCGCAGACCUAGGGCUCAAAGAAGACCCGCCAAUCCGUUUUGCGUACGAGAGCUUAUGCUGGAGCACCCACAUCGACACAUGGGAGAAGUCCUGGGAGGUUGCCACGCGUGUUGACCGCCCAAAUUUCGGCCUUUGCCUCGACACCUUCAACAUCGCCGGCCGAGUCUGGGGAGACCCGGCAUCUCCGUCCGGGAAGACCCUCAACGCAGACGCAGACCUGAAGGCAUCGAUGGAGAGAUUGGUGCAAAGUGUCGACUUGGAAAAGGUAUUUUACAUACAGGUUGUUGACGCCGAGCGGAUGGAACAGCCUCUCGUAGAGGGCCACCCUUUCCACGUGGACGGGAAUCCGCCGAGGAUGAUGUGGUCCAGGAAUGCGAGAACGUACAUGUAUGAGACGGAUCGCGGGGCUUACUUGCCGGUUGAGGAGGUUGCUCGGACGUUGAUUGAAGGGCUCGGGUAUAAGGGGUGGGUCUCGAUGGAACUAUUCUCGCGAACUAUGGCGGAGGAGCACAAGAAGGUGCCCGAAGAGCAUGCGCGGAGAGGCAUCGAAGCUUGGAAGAAGCUCGUACAGCGUUUGCAACUGAAUUGA